AUGCCGCCGCUUCUUGGUUGGCUGCAAGCCACCUGGGCCCUCACCCAUGCCGUCGUCGCCUUGCCGGCCUUGGGCGACUCGCAGCAAAAGAUCUUGCAGGCCGAUGCACGGCUGCGCCAGGAACCGCAAAGGCGCAAGUUGCACGGCAGUUUCCUGCAUAUUACAGACUUCCAUCCCGACGAGUUCUACAAAGCCCACACCUCUACCAAGGACGGGGUGGCCUGCCAUCGAGGCAAAGGCACGGCUGGCGCUUAUGGCGCUGAAAAGACCGACUGCGAUUCGCCCUACUCUCUCGUGGACGCUACGCUGAAAUGGGUCGAGGAGAACCUAAAGGACGAGAUAGACUUUGUCGUGUGGACGGGCGACUCGGCGAGGCACGACAGCGACGAAGACCAUCCUCGAUCCGAAAAGACCGUUCUCCAAGCCAACCGGGCCGUCUCGAGAAAGAUGGCGGAUGCCUUCAGCACACCCGCCGGCAAGCUCGCCGUCCCCAUAGUCCCGAAUUUCGGAAACAACGACUUUCUUCCCCACAACAUCAUGUACCCUGGGCCAAACCGCUGGCUUGCAGAGUACGCCGAUAUCUGGAGCCGCUUCAUUCCCGAGGAGCAGCGCCAUUCCUUUGAGUUUGGCGGCUGGUUUCGCGUCGACGUCAUCCCCGGGAAGCUCUCCGUCUUUAGCCUCAACACCAUGUACUUUUUCGACCGCAACGCCGCUGUCGACGGCUGCGCGCAACCUUUGGAGCCCGGAUUCAAGCACAUGGAAUGGCUGCGCGUUCAGCUGGACGCGAUGCGGCACGCCGGCGCCAAGGUGAUUCUGAUUGGGCACGUGCCCCCGGCGCGGACGGAAAGCAAGCAGAAUUGGGAUGAGACGUGCUGGCAGCGCUAUACCCUUUGGCUGCAGAGAUACCGCGACGUCGUGGUGGCGUCCUUGUUCGGCCACAUGAACAUUGAUCAUUUCCUCCUUGCCGACACCAAGGAAAUCGACUUGACCGGGGCGACGGCCGCUCAGCCCAGGCCCGGCAGAGCCUCCCUCUACCAAGAGACCGUUUCAGCAUCUGGCAAAAACGACUAUCUCAGGGAGCUGCGAGAGGCCUGGGGAGACCUUCCCAAUUCCGCCAUCGAGGCGCUAGGAGAAGAAGGAGAAGACGGAGAAGACGGAGAAGACGGAGAGGAUGAGCCGACGGGCGCUCUCAAAAAGGGACACAAGAAGAAAAGGGACAGAUUCAAAAAGAUUGGCGGAAAGUACGCCGAACGUUACCAGCUCGCCUUUAUCAGUCCGAGCGUCGUGCCCAACUACUUUCCGACUCUGAGAGUGUACAAGUACAACAUUACCGGACUGGAAAAUGCAAGUGUCUGGGAGGAUAAAUCACGGACCUCGUGGGAAGAUGCGGCUGCUGCUCUCGGUGUUUCUGCAGAUGGCCAUGUCUCGACGGAGCCGAGACCCACGAUUGCAAAGAACAAGAAGAAGAAGAAGAAGAAGAAGAAGAAGGGCAAGGGGAAGCGGCCCAAGGACCCAAACCUGGUGAUGCCCGAAGAGCCUCCCGAGGCAUCGCUGCCCGGUCCAGCGUACUAUCCGCAGCCUCUCAGCUUGACCGGGUACACUCAGUACUUUGCCAACCUCACCCACAUCAACAACGACCAGCCAGAGCGCUCGCCAGCCCAACCUCGGAGGUUCCGCUACGAGGUCGAGUACAGCACGUUCAGCGACAAGCGAUUCAAGCUGAAGGACCUCACAGUCCGGAGCUACCUCCACUUGGCCUACCGCAUGGGUCAACGCGACGGGGCCGAGAGCAGCAGCAGCAGCAGCAGCAGCAGCAGCAGCAGCAGCAGCGACACGGAUGGUUUCGAAGACGACGGUAGCUACGACACGGCAAGGCGCAAGCACGGGAAAAAGAAGAAGCACGAGGGCAAUCAGACGUGGCUGCAGUGGCUUGGCUUCGCGUUUGUCAAGACGAUUCCCAAGCAUCAGCUGGCCAAGCUGUAG
This is a messenger RNA of Ustilaginoidea virens, 1983 nucleotides long. RefSeq lists its product as uncharacterized. Lineage: Eukaryota; Fungi; Ascomycota; Sordariomycetes; Hypocreales; Clavicipitaceae. Gene Ontology annotation, molecular function: endopolyphosphatase activity; exopolyphosphatase activity. Gene Ontology annotation, biological process: polyphosphate catabolic process. Gene Ontology annotation, cellular component: fungal-type vacuole; membrane. The record is from RefSeq and is a predicted model, not a curated record. The transcript has 2 exons. The coding region runs from base 1 to 1983 and encodes 660 amino acids.